Messenger RNA from Acanthosepion pharaonis, 639 nucleotides. The record is from the annotation of a GenBank genome assembly. Lineage: Eukaryota; Metazoa; Mollusca; Cephalopoda; Sepiida; Sepiidae.
AUGACUCAAAGCGCCGCCUUACUGACGCCAAUUGCCAUAGAGUUCUUAAGAAACGAUGUUUUUCGUGAACUUCCUCUCGCCGAGUCGGUGUCAACCAGGCAGACCCGACCGCCUCAGAAGCAAGCCUUAACUUCCACCUGUCUCCAUCCUUCACUUGCAAAGGCUUCACUGAGUCAGAUCAAUUUGUUCAUAUCUAUCUUUCUAUAUAUCACCAUCCAUAUCUAUCUAUCUAUCUGUACUUCAGUUUGUGCAUAUCUAUCUAUCUAUACUUCAGUCUGUUCAUAUCUAUCUAUCUAUCUAUCUAUCUAUCUAUCUAUCUAUCUAUCUGUACUUGUCUCUUCAUAUCUAUGUAUGUAUGUAUGUAUGUAUGUAUGUAUCUAUCUAUCUAUCUAUCUAUCUAUCUGUAUCCUUCAAUUCGUCAUUCAUUCGUUUCUCUCCCUUCAAACAAAUGACAUCAUUUCAUUUUUCUCUCUUUCUUUCCCGUUGCUCAUUUUCCCGCUACAUUUUUAUUUCCAUAUAUAUUUUUUUUGUUUUUGUUUUUGCUUUCUACCUUCCCUUCAAUCUUUCACCUUUCUCUUUUCCCUCUUUUCAUCCCUAUAUGACCAAAAAAUAAUUACCCGCCCUGUAAUGGCGAUUUGA